AUGGAAUCGUUGAUUGCCUGCCUGCUUAUACCGGCCCGGCCCCAUUCCCAACCCAACCCCUCCCCUGUGUCAGCAUUUACACCCAUGUCUUUCCCAAUAGCCCUAUCAGUUGCUAGCUCGUGGCUGAUACUGCGCUACUUUGCUGUGCAACAGGCAGCGGGAUUCUGGGGACGAGGACGGUGGUGGCUCCGCUGUUGUUGA
This is a messenger RNA of Colletotrichum costaricense, 201 nucleotides long. RefSeq lists its product as uncharacterized. The record is from RefSeq and is a predicted model, not a curated record. The coding region runs from base 1 to 201 and encodes 66 amino acids. The transcript has a single exon. Lineage: Eukaryota; Fungi; Ascomycota; Sordariomycetes; Glomerellales; Glomerellaceae.